GCGGCGCGGCACGGCCGACGUGGGGCUCGCGCUCUCGCGGUCUCUCCCGGGCGGGCACGCGGGCACGCGCACUCGCGGGAGCGCGCGCGGACGGCCGGGCGGCGGCAGCGUCUCACGGAGGCGGUGGCUUCACUUUCCAGGACUCAGGGGCGGCCACAGCAGCAGCCGCGGGCAGCAGCCUCGGGAGCCGGAGCUGGAACGGCCGCGGGCGGCGGUGGCGGCGCUGAGGGAUCUAAAAUGUCCACUGAGGCACAAAGAGUUGAUGACAGUCCAAGCACUAGUGGAGGAAGUUCUGAUGGAGACCAACGUGAAAGUGUUCAGCAAGAACCCGAAAGAGAACAAGUUCAGCCCAAGAAAAAGGAGGGAAAAAUAUCCAGCAAAACAGCUGCUAAAUUGUCGACUAGUGCUAAAAGAAUUCAGAAGGAACUUGCAGAGAUUACGUUGGACCCUCCUCCCAACUGUAGGUAUUAUCUGAUCUCCUUGACAAGUGCUGGACCCAAAGGAGACAACAUUUAUGAAUGGAGGUCAACUAUAUUGGGACCCCCAGGAUCUGUCUAUGAAGGAGGGGUGUUCUUUCUUGACAUUACCUUUUCACCAGACUAUCCGUUUAAACCCCCUAAGGUUACCUUCCGAACAAGAAUCUAUCACUGUAAUAUUAACAGCCAGGGCGUCAUCUGUCUGGACAUCCUAAAGGACAACUGGAGUCCAGCCCUAACCAUUUCUAAAGUUCUCCUCUCCAUCUGCUCACUUCUUACAGAUUGCAACCCUGCUGACCCUCUGGUGGGCAGCAUUGCCACACAGUACAUGACCAACAGAGCAGAGCACGACCGGAUGGCCAGACAGUGGACCAAGCGGUAUGCCACAUAGGGGCCUGCUGCUGGCCGCCCCCGCCGGACCUGUGCAAGCACAUUCACCAAGUGCAUCAAUAGCCCUACCCACCCCUCCGGACCUCGGUUCUUAUUUUCUUAUUUUUAUUAAAUUCUGAAUCUUUUUCUGAUGGUAUGUCAUCCAUCCCCCACUCCUUUUUCCCUCCCUCCUCUUCCUCCUUUUCCUUCUCUCUUCCCUCCACCCCCCCACCCCUGCCCUCUCAAUUUAUUCCCUUUUUUGAUUUCUAUUAACUUGAAAGAUUUGGGGUUUUUUUUUCCCAUCUUAACAUGGAAUGGGAACUUUUGUUUUCAGUGCAAACAGUGUUGGAUCUGUAAUAGUAAGAGCUUUCUUACAAAGCUUUGUAUUACUGUGUGGUUUUGUUUUUUGUUUUAUUUUGAUUUUUUUCCUUUUAUGUGAUCUUUGGGAAAACACGAAUUCAGAAUUAUAUCUCAUUUCUACUUAAAUGUAGUGCUUAGGGUUAAUUUUUUGUACUGAAGUCUUUAUUGGUGGGUGCAUGCUACUGGGAACAAGUUUUUUGUACAAAAGCUUCAAUCAGAAUCACUGUGCAUUACUGAGACUCUGUUUAUCACUAGCCUUCUGUUCCCCACACAGAAGACUGUUGGAUUGAACAAAAUAAUAUGUAUUUUGAUUUACUUAAAGUGCUUGUAAAUUUCUUAGGGACCUGCCACUUUUGACUGUGGAUCAGUUGAUGUACACUUGUAUUAUUAAAGCACUCAAUAAAUCACUGUGGCUGAUAAAUGCACUUCUGGUAACCCAGCGUUUGCUUUGUAUCCUGGUGACCAGCGUAGCCCUAUGUGCAGCAAGGCUUGUCUAAUUCAGUUACAGAUUCAAGUUUAUUUUUCAUCUGAAACCUCUAAUAUUUCUUUGUAGCUGAGUUGCUUAGCAUGUGGAAUUUCUUCAGCUGUCAAUAACCUGACGAUUUUACAGUUGUUUCAGAUCACAAACACUUUACAUAUUAGCUGGACGUUACUUUCUCACAGACAUCCUUUCUGUUACAACCUUCUUUACUCAACAGUUAAAAUAUGGACUCCAAAAAUAGCUUCUAGUGAAAGUCAGGUCUGAGCUGAUCACUGUGUUUGACCACUUUUGAAUUUAUUUCUCUGCUUUUUUCCUUUUAAGAUUGUUAUAGUGAUUACCCUUGAGUUUUGAUUUGGGUUUUUUUCCCAUAAUUUUGGUGGAAGAAGUAAACCCAGUUGCAUCAGUCAUGGUCAACACAUUCACUGACAAGGGUAUGUCUGUCAGGCUUUGACCUUCAGACUAUUUUAGCUAUGUUUUGUUUUUUCUCCAUAAUUUUAGUGGAAGAAAUAAACUCAACUAUAUCACUCAUGGUCAACACGUUCAGUGACAGGGGUAUGUCUGUCUGGCUUUGACCUUCAGACUAUUUUAGGUAUGUAGCUAAUGGAGGCAGAGGAAACUGGUAUGUGGUGCAGUUUGAAAAACAUACUGAUAUGCUGAUCGAAAUUCAGGGUUCUUUGUGUUACAGGGCAUAUUGGAAACUCCUGUUUUCACUAAUUACAGUUACAAGCCCACCAUACCAGUUGGUCUCAUUUAAGGAACAUCUUUACUACUAAAUAGUGGGAUUUACAAAUGGAAAUCGUUCACCUCUAAAUAUUUGAUUCAGAUUUAAAAUCUUUAUUUGAAACAUUUUAAAUAUCUGAGUCAAAAGAUGCAGGUUUUUGUGGUUAAAGCAAAGUCCUAAAGAAAAUAUUGUUCAAAUAUUGGAAAAGGUAACUUUUAAACCAGAGUACCUAGGGGUAUUUUUUCUCUUUUUAAUAAUGAUUUUACUAUUCAUUUUAUUUGAAGACAUUUUCCAGCAUACCAGAACACCAUAUGGUCUCUGUUGCAACUACUCAACUCUAUGCUCGUAGCAAAGGGAACUACAGACCAUACAUGUGAAUGGGCAUAGCUGUGUUCCAAUAAAACUAUUUAUCAAAACAAUCAAUAGCCAAAUUUGGCCUGUGAGGUGUAGUUUGCCAGUCCCUGAUAUAUAGAGCACUAUGGGGGGGGGG
Molecule: messenger RNA, 2897 nt
Organism: Zalophus californianus (California sea lion)
Lineage: Eukaryota; Metazoa; Chordata; Mammalia; Carnivora; Otariidae
Gene: UBE2E2
Product: ubiquitin conjugating enzyme E2 E2
Exons: 7
Coding region: 238-867 (209 amino acids)
Biological process (GO): protein polyubiquitination
Cellular component (GO): nucleus
Molecular function (GO): ubiquitin conjugating enzyme activity
Source: RefSeq, a predicted model, not a curated record